CUAAGCUUCUUCUACAUUACUAUCUUCUUCAAGCUAGUUUCAUAGCAAUGGAUGCCACAAAGACUACCAAAGGUGCUGGUGGAAGAAAGGGUGGCCCAAGAAAGAAGUCCGUAACCAAAUCAGUCAAAGCUGGUCUUCAGUUCCCGGUUGGUCGUAUUGCUCGUUUCUUGAAAAAGGGUCGUUACGCUCAACGUGUGGGAUCUGGUGCUCCUAUUUACCUUGCUGCUGUUCUUGAAUACCUUGCUGCUGAGGUGUUGGAGUUGGCUGGAAAUGCGGCAAGAGACAACAAGAAGACUAGGAUUAUUCCUAGGCAUGUGCUUUUGGCUGUAAGGAACGAUGAGGAAUUGGGAAAAUUGUUGGCUGGAGUUACUAUUGCAAGUGGAGGUGUUCUUCCAAACAUUAACCCAAUUCUGCUGCCUAAGAAAUCAACUGCUUCUGAGGAGAAGGCAUCAACACCAAGGGCAACUAAGUCGCCAAAGAAGGCAUAAGAAUACUGUGUUAGAACUGUGAUCUGUGGGUUAAAUAUGCACUACUCUUUUGUCUAGUUUAUUGGUAUUUCUAGUAGUUGUAGGACGUAGAGUUUUGUUAUGCUUUGUUAACUUGUGGUGUAACGUUGCUUGGAAAUAUAAUAGAAAGUAACUCCUUUUUCCUA
This is a messenger RNA of Lycium ferocissimum, 652 nucleotides long. RefSeq names its product histone H2A.1. The transcript is spliced from 2 exons. Gene Ontology annotation, molecular function: structural constituent of chromatin; DNA binding; protein heterodimerization activity. The record is from RefSeq and is a predicted model, not a curated record. Lineage: Eukaryota; Viridiplantae; Streptophyta; Magnoliopsida; Solanales; Solanaceae. Gene Ontology annotation, cellular component: nucleosome. The coding region runs from base 48 to 488 and encodes 146 amino acids.